This is a messenger RNA of Diaporthe batatas, 3383 nucleotides long. RefSeq lists its product as uncharacterized. The record is from RefSeq and is a predicted model, not a curated record. NCBI's taxonomy places the organism in Eukaryota, Fungi, Ascomycota, Sordariomycetes, Diaporthales, Diaporthaceae. The transcript has 2 exons. Bases 1044 to 2846 code for a protein of 600 amino acids.
CGGGGAAUAGAAGAGAAAAAAAUUUCACAUGAUAAUGCAAGACAGACAGACUAUUAUCUCCUUGGGCACCUCUACUCUCUCGUCAAUUUGCUGUUGGCACUUCGAAUUUCGAGUUGUCCUGUCUUGUUAUCCCAAAAACCGAGGCUUGAUCUUAAUUGCCCACCUUCCUGCCGCUUUCUCCUACCCCCCCUCUUUCUUCCUGGUUGGGCUCUUGUGGACUUUGCAUUGUUGCUAUUCAGCUGAAUAGUCAUUCGAGGCUCUAAGAUCGACUCGGACUCCAUCAUCCUAAUUCUAAUUGAACAAUCACUGCCGAUCCCCGAGUCCGACGCCCAAUUGUGCUGGACCGACCUGAGUGCAAGAGGCUAGAGGAAGGAAAGCAGCUGCCCAGCCACCGGCAGCACAGGUCGUGUCAGGGCGUCCCUGAAUGAUACCCAGGUGUGGCGACCGACAGGCACAGCCUCACGAGUUUCCUGUCCGCCACUCAGACAGCCGGCAGCCAGACAGUUCGGCGACCUCCACCUCCAACCAGCCUGCCAGCCCAGCAGCCUAGCCACACCACCCCCCAAUAAGCCAGCCAGGCCGGCUCCUGAGCUGCAAGCGGCUGGCCCGUGACGACUGCCCUCUUGUGAGAGUGCGGUGCUCCGUAGCCCAAUAGACCGUGCCCAAGGCCAUAGUCUGUCUGGCAAGUCUGGGUAGGCGGGUAGGGUGUACACGGUCAGUCGAUGCUUUUCCAUUUUCAGUCUCUCUCCCCCCCCCCCAAGGGGCUGGUACUCGAUGUCUUUUUUCUCCUUUUGGUCUUUUUAUUUCCUCCCCUUCCCAACCCCGUCUCCUGUGGCAGGCUCUGCUGGAUGUUGCGCAUCUCGUGUAAUGUUAUGAAACAGAAGAUGUUGAUGCCAUCGCGCUGCACCUCGCAAGCCUUGUCUGCUGGUGACCUGACCGACCCCUCCUUUAUGACAUCCUACCAGCCUACCUACUUUCCCACCUAACUCGUGCUGAUAACUAGGCACACCAUCGCCUGCGUCUCCCCUCUUCAAGGCGUGGCCAUGGUCUCGCAGCCCGACCACUCCUCCACGUCCGGCUCUGGGGGCACAGUCACCGUCCGCGGCCCUAGUUCCGUCGUCGGCACCAGCUCCACCACUGGCGCGCGACACCGAUCCUCUCGACGCCACCACUACAACAGGUCUUAUGCCGGCGGUGCCUCCUACGUCCCGCAGAAUGAGUUCCCCUGGUUCUCCCACUCCGGCGACGUCGAGAUCGUCGUCAAGGUACCCUCGGGCCACGAGAACCGCUAUCUGCUGCACCGGCACACCCUGACGCGGUGUAGCGGCUUCUUCGAGGCGAGCACGAGCGAACCUUGGUCCAAGGCGGUAGACGUGCCCGACCUGCCCGACCUGCCCGCACUGCCUGCACCGCCUGCACCGGCGCGGAAUGGUGCAGCGUCAGGAGGAGAGCUGGCCAGGAUAGGCGAGGGCGGUGCCGCCGCCGAGAGGGGCACCGCCGUGUCGCGGGCAAACAUAGGGACGCCGAGGAAGAGGUGGAGGUAUGAGCUUGACUACGGGAAGGGGGGCGACGACAUACCCAUGCUGGUGCAGAAGGAGGAGAGCAGCAGCAAUACCUCUGCCGCGACGGGCCGUCUGAUGGGACCUCCAACCACAUCCAUCUUCGGCGGAGGUUCAAGUAGCAACAGCAGCAGCAGCAGCGCCGUUGGCCGCACGAAACACUCGCACAGUCAGUCGACCUCGCGCGAUUUCUUUCGGUCCGUCGCGAACCUCAGUAUGCCCUCGCCCACGCACAACCAAUACCCAUUACCUACGAAUACCUCCUCGAACCUCCCGCCCCCGCCGCCCGACGACCAAGACACCCUUCGCGACUACGACAAUCUCUUCCGCAUAAUGUACAAUUUCUCACCCGUUCUCGAUGGGAUAAAUAUCGCCGAUGCAUACGUACAAUGCAAAUCCCUGCUCACCAUCGCCGACCAGUACGAUGCGCUGGCUGUUGUUGGGCCGAGGGUGGAUCACCACCUAUUACAGUUUCAGAGCCGGCUGUGGAAACAGAUCGCCAAAUACCCCAUCAGCUAUCUUCGGCUAGGCCAUCUGGCAAGAAGCAAGAUCAUCUUCCAGGAGGCUCUGAUCCACGUGGUCGGCCAGUGGCCUGCCGGGGAGCGCAGCCUCAGGAACACCCUGCCUGAGUCAGUCUUGGAUAUCAUCGAGGACAAGGUCGAUGAGCUGGAAGAAACCGUCGCCAGGGUCGAGGGACGCCUUUUCAGGCUCAAUCUGACCACAAGAUCCGGGGAGCGGGUAACCCCCGCGACAGGCUACCUCGACUGGUUAGCCGUGAGUUUCUUCAGGCAGUGGCUGGCAGACAAUACCACACCUGGACCAGUGCCGGCACCACCAAGCGACCGGAGGGCGCUAGCACAAAACGGCGGCGGUGGGCGGACGCGCAACAACUCGGGCCCUCACAGCGGGAACAACAACACGGCGCUCGUCCCGGCGUCAUCAGCAGUGCAGCCGGUCAUUCCCCUAGUGCCGCCGUUGGCCUCGCUAGGCCGCACGUACCGCACGCUGGGCGGCAUGACGGGGGCCAGCGCGCCGGGCUACCUGACUCACGACGAAUGCAAGCGCUUCCUCAAGCUCACGCCCGAGAUGUACAGCCGUGACAACCUGCGGCGGUUCGAGAAGCGCGUCGACGAGCUCAAGGCCAUGGCGCGCGAGGUCGUAAGGCCGCUCAUGGGCAGCGGCCUUGAGCUCGACCUGGCCGGCGGCAGCCGUGCCGCCGAGGGCAUCGGGUACCUCACCUGUACGCGGGUCAGCGACCGAGACCUGCCGUGGGCCGUUGAUGAUUGAUCGAUGAACAGAAGGAAUGGACGGUAUGUCGAAACGAAAGAGAUGCACGAGCGAGCGAGCGAGCGGAGGGCGCUCGCAUGAAAUGAAGCGACUGAGCGAUGUUGACGACAUUGGUUUUAUGCAUUUGCGGCGGCUGGCCGGUCAUGACGACGAGGAGGAGACUGUCAAUACCUCUAGGAAUGCAUUUUGGAAGAGCUGGCACAAAGGGCAAGGGCAAAGGGUAAUUGAAGUCCGCUGGCGUCGUCGGUGGCCGGAUCUGUUUUGGGUUUUCUCCUCUGCAGGCAUUUCGGGCGGCAUUUACUUUUUCACCCCUUCUUCUCUUCUCCACAAUCAUUUGCUUUGGGUCUUGUCGGGCAACCUGGUUGUCCCAUUUUCAUUUCCUGUUUUAACGAUAUAUCAUGGACAUUGAUGACCCAAACUCGUGUAACGAGCCUCCUUUUCUGCGACUCGCCACACCUACACACACUUCACAUAGCUUACACUUCACACCGUACUAUACCUAGGAUACCCGUCAAUGAGGAAAGCACAUAUAAGAUC